Manihot esculenta (cassava) is the source of this 3440-nucleotide messenger RNA. Its product is annotated as zinc protease PQQL-like. The record is from RefSeq and is a predicted model, not a curated record. The transcript is spliced from 21 exons. Lineage: Eukaryota; Viridiplantae; Streptophyta; Magnoliopsida; Malpighiales; Euphorbiaceae. Gene Ontology annotation, biological process: proteolysis. Gene Ontology annotation, molecular function: metal ion binding; metalloendopeptidase activity. The coding region runs from base 65 to 3094 and encodes 1009 amino acids.
UGUCUUAAAGAUUGUCCUCUCUGUAGUUAAAAAAAGGGGAAAUCGAUAGGUUAGGGAGAGAGUGAUGGAUUUGCUUCCGGCCGAGACGACCUCGCAGAUCGCCAAGAAGCAUGGCUUCCGGUCACUGAAACUGGUUAAUGUCGACCUGGACCAAGUUCUAGAGGGCCAACCCUUCGGUGCUGAAUACGGCCGCCUCGACAAUGGCCUCAUUUACUAUGUUCGUCGGAAUUCCAAGCCUCGAAUGCGUGCAGCUCUCGCUCUGGCCGUCAAGGCUGGCUCAGUUUUGGAAGAGGAGGAGGAGCGAGGAGUGGCUCACAUAGUUGAGCAUCUCGCUUUUAGCGCCACUUCGAAAUACACGAAUCACGAUAUUGUUAAAUUUCUUGAGAGUAUUGGGGCGGAGUUUGGUGCUUGUCAAAAUGCGGUCACUUCUGCUGAUGAGACUGUGUAUGAACUAUUUGUGCCUGUUGAUAAGCCGGAAUUGCUAUCUCAGGCCAUUUCCGUCUUGGCUGAAUUCAGUUCUGAGGUUAGGGUAUCAAAAGAUGAUUUGGAGAAAGAAAGAGGAGCUGUUAUGGAAGAAUAUAGAGGGAAUAGGAAUGCUAGUGGAAGAAUGCAAGAUGCUCAUUGGAUUCUAAUGAUGGAAGGUUCAAAGUAUGCUGACCGCUUACCAAUUGGACUAGAGAAGGUGAUCCGGACAGUUUCUGCUGAGACUGUAAAGCAGUUUUACAGGAAAUGGUACCAUCUGCAGAACAUGGCAGUGAUAGCUGUUGGAGAUUUUUCUGAUACCAAGAGUGUAGUUGAGUUAAUAAAGAUGCAUUUCGGGCAGAAAUGUCCAGAACGUGACCCCCCAUUGAUACCUGUAUUUGAAGUUCCACCCCACGAGGAACCACGUUUUUCGUGUUUUGUUGAAUCUGAAGCGGCUGGGUCUGCAGUGAUGAUAAGCUACAAGAUGCCUGCAGAGGAACUCAAGAAGGUGAAGGACUACAAGAGUAUGCUUGUAGAAUCCAUGUUUCUCUAUGCUCUAAACCAGAGAUUCUUCAAAUUAUCACGCAGAAAGGAUCCACCCUAUUUCUCUUGCUCAGCGGCAGCAGAUGUUAUAGUUUCUCCACUGAAGGCUUGUAUAAUGACUUCAUCCUGUAAAGAGAAAGGCACUCUGCUGGCCCUAGAAUCAAUGCUCCUUGAGGUUGCCAGGGUACGGUUACAUGGUUUUUCAGAACGUGAAAUAUCUAUUGUUCGAGCUUUACUAAUGGCUGAGAUUGAGUCUGCCUAUCUGGAGCGUGAUCAAAUGCAAUCAACCAACUUGCGAGAUGAAUAUUUACAACAUUUUCUUCGAAAUGAACCUGUUGUUGGGAUUGAGUAUGAAGCUCAACUUCAAAAAACAAUUCUACCUCAGAUAUCUGCACUAGAGGUGUCCAAGUAUUCGGAGAAGUUACGAACAUCAUGUAGCUGUGUUGUAAAGACAAUUGAACCCCGAGCUUCUGCAACAGUUGAUGGUCUGAAAAGAGUGCUGUUGAAAAUAAGUAAUCUUGAGGAGGAAGGGAGCAUUAGUCCAUGGGAUGAUGAAAAAAUUCCUGAGGAAAUUGUUGAUACAAAGCCAAAUCCAGGGAGUAUCUUGCAUCAGCUUGACUAUUCAAAUAUUGGAGCUUCUGAAUUAAUCCUAUCCAAUGGCAUGCGAGUUUGCUAUAAAUGUACAGACUUACUUGAUGAUCAGGUUCUUUUUACAGGGUUCUCAUAUGGUGGCCUGUCCGAAAUCCCAGAAAGUGAUUAUUUUUCAUGCUCACUGGGAUCAACCAUUGCUGGAGAAAUUGGUAUAUUUGGUUAUAGACCAUCAGUUCUAACGGAUAUGCUUGCUGGUAAGAGAGUUGAAGUCGGUACAAAAAUUGGAGCUUACAUGAGAACUUUUUCUGGAGAUUGUUCACCCUCAGACCUAGAAACAGCUUUGCAGCUUGUCUAUCAACUAUUUACUACAAAUGUAAUACCUGGAGAAGAAGAUGUCAAAAUAGUGAUGCAAAUGGCAGAGGAAGCAGUUCGUGCUCAAGAGAGAGAUCCUUAUACUGCUUUUGCAGACCGAGUCAAGGAGCUCAACUAUGGGAGCUCCUAUUUUUUUAGGCCUAUUAGAAUAAAGGAUCUACGAAAAGUUGAUCCACUAAAGGCUUGUGAAUAUUUUAACAACUGUUUUAAGGAUCCUUCAACUUUUACUGUUGUAAUUGUUGGAAAUCUUGAUCCCACUGUUGCACUUCCUCUGAUAUUGCAGUAUUUGGGUGGAAUAACAAAACCUCCUGAACCUAUUCUCCACUUUAACCGGGAUGACCUCAAAGGAUUACCAUUCACAUUUCCUACAAGCAUGAUAAGAGAAGUGGUUCGAAGCCCCAUGGUGGAAGCCCAAUGUUCAGUUCAGCUAAGCUUUCCUGUGGUGCUGAAGAAUGGAACAAUGGUAGAAGAGAUUCAUCGUAUUGGCUUCCUGAGCAAACUUCUUGAAACAAAAAUAAUGCAGGUGCUACGUUUCAAGCAUGGGCAGAUCUAUUCUGCUGGUGUCUCUGUGUUCCUUGGUGGUAAUAGACCUUCUAGAACUGGCGAUAUACGUGGAGACAUUAGCAUAAAUUUUUCUUGUGAUCCUGAAAUAUCCUCAAAGCUGCUUGAUCUUGCUUUGGAUGAAAUACUUCGGCUUCAAGAGGAAGGACCAUUAGUCGAGGAUGUUGCAACUGUACUAGAACUUGAGCAAAGGGCCCAUGAAAAUGGAUUGCAGGAGAAUAUCUAUUGGCUGGAAAGGAUUUUACGGAGCUACCAGUCAAGAAUCUAUGACGGUGAUUUGGGCAAUGCCUUUGAGAUUCAAGAUGAAGGACGUUCUAAUGUUAGACAGUCUCUUACAACAACAACAGUGCAGUCGACCCUGCAAGGGAUACUGCCUUAUCCUUGCAAAAAACAGUAUACUGCAGUCAUUUUAAUGCCUCAAACAUCUCGCUUCCAGUUGCUGAGGUCAUUCUUCAAAUCUACUCAGAUCUAUGCCAGAGAUGCCAAGAUCGGAGCAAGUAUUGCCUGUUUUACUGUAUUGGCUUUCACUUUUUGGAGAUACGCAAGAAGCAAUCGGAGAUCAUAGAUUAGGAUGCCUUUUCCUUUGCUGAGCUGAGUUUUAUAUACCUAUUGAAGGACAGGGAUUUUCUGCAGGAAGUUAGUAUCAUUUACUAAAGAUUCGAUUACGGGCAUUUAGCUCCAGGAAAAAUAAAUACCACUUCUGAUUUAGGGGAAACAUCUAGAUUGAUACAUGAGCAUCAUAUGUUUUAUUCAUUUUAUGAUCUAAUUAGUCUGUAUCAUUCAUCAAUUUAUUAGUAUUAUUAUUAUUUUUAUGGAGCAACAUUGGUUGCGUAACCGAUCUUUCUUAAAACAUUGUGGACGCUUUUACUGUAACGCAGAUGAUAAGGAAUAUUUGAGUUCCGUAUUUAGUU